Messenger RNA from Toxorhynchites rutilus septentrionalis, 6881 nucleotides. It is a transcript of the gene Csk, whose product is annotated as tyrosine-protein kinase CSK. The record is from RefSeq and is a predicted model, not a curated record. Gene Ontology annotation, biological process: protein phosphorylation. NCBI's taxonomy places the organism in Eukaryota, Metazoa, Arthropoda, Insecta, Diptera, Culicidae. The transcript has 10 exons. Bases 388 to 3462 code for a protein of 1024 amino acids. Gene Ontology annotation, molecular function: protein tyrosine kinase activity; ATP binding.
GUGCUGUCAAUGUGCAGUGAAAAGGAUAUUCCGGUUGGCGAAGCUCUGCGUUUAUAUUACGACACAUCGUCGCAGUGGUUUGGUUUUGUUCGAAAAUUACACACGAUUGUGGAAGCAAUAUUAGUGAGUGAUCGAUUAUUUCACGCGCUGGUAAACUACUAACUGUGAGUGUGGUUUUGUGGUUGUGUCGUUGUCGUUGUUAACGUGUACUGUGUGGAAAAUGAUCCUUCUCGGCUAGAGGAGAUAAAUCAUGCAAACGUGAUCGGGAACCAAGUCACGUGUGCGCAAGUGAAGAAGUAAAAAUUUAAAUCGUAUAAAUGAUUUGAUGAUUCAUUGUUUCCUCGGAUGAUGAGACCUGCUCAGUGAACGCGGGGGUCGUACACGUGUAUGUUUGAUAGUUGCGCAGUAAUGGUUACAACAAUCAAAAUCACAGGCGACGGAGUGUUUAUCCAGUCUAAUUCGUAUCUUAGCAGCGGUCACCAUCACCAUCAUCAUAGUCGGUCCCAGUCGUCACCUUCGUCGACGGAACAUAACCCGCUCAGGGAGCGGAGCGGAUCAGGAAGUGAUCAGGCGAGCACCAGUAGCGGAGAUCUUGAGGAACAUCAGAUGAGUAGAUUUGGUGGCACCAGAAGAGUCGAACGGGACGACAAUAAUAACCGAGAGUUGGGUCCGAAACUGUUCUACGGUAGCGAUAGUAAUAACAAUUUCCCAAAAGUUUCCCAUCGACGAUAUCAAUCGGAAGAGGUUCUAACUCGUCAUCAGAAGACCAGCGGUAGCUCAGAUGGUUCGGACGCGGUAGAUGUUGUUGGUCCGAUAUAUUACAACAGCGGUACCGAAUCGGAUGAUCAGUUCACGAUCUCCUUCUUGAACACCCGCGGGCGCAACGGCAAAAAUUACCUCAACCAAAAGUUCAUCGUUUACAACAGCAAGAAACCAAAGCCCUCCACCGGCCUUCAACAGAACGGGUACUAUCCGAACCAGUACCAUCAGUAUCUGACCGGUCGAUUGAAGCCGGCCUUCUCUACAUCCGUUCUCACAUCCCCUGCACUAAUUAGCAGCACUCCGACCAGCUACGGCAGACCCGCAACUGCAACUCCGCCUCCGGCGUCCCACGGUCUCGCUAAAUCAACAUCCAGCCUGCAGCAGCAGCAACAGCCGCGGAUAGCUUCUCCUGCUCUGUCCUUCUCCGUAUCGUCACUUUCACCUCCCAAUGGGUUCUCCUGGACACCACCACCACCGCUUGUUCCACUAGUCGCCAUUGCUGCCACUUCAUCAUCUGAACUUGAUGUCGAUGUGAGAGGGGAAUCACGUGUGGAACGCAGCAGAGGCAUCAAGAAUCAGCAGCAGCAAAGCGAACUGCAAGAGGAGCAACACCACAGCAACUUAUCGCGUCGUAACUCGACCGGAAGCAGUGUGCUGAACAACGGAAUGAACAGUCAUACGGCGGCCAUCAAUCUGCAGUCGUCGGGUCAAACAGCAGUAGUCGGUCACCAUCGGGGGUUCUCGUCAACAGUAGUAGCAGCAGCCAAUUCGGCCGCCUCGGGCGAUUGUCCAUGGUUCAUGCCGCAUCAAAUGCCCCCGACGGCACCGGCGCGGCAGCACAAACGACCAGCGCCACAACCGGGUGGAGGCGUCCCGGGAGGGAUAUCCGGUGGCAUUGGCGGUGUCGGAUUAAUGCAACCGCCACAGUUCAUUAAUCCACCGCCAGCUCCCCAGCAGCAGUCACAACAUUCGCCACAGCAGCACCAACAGAUGGCACCACCGCAAUUACCUCCACAUACUGUUACUAGUAAUCAAAAUCUAAAUUCCAUCCAUCUGGCCGCGCAGCAACAGCAGGCACAACACCACCAGCAGCCUCCACCAUUACACUCCGGGAUAGUUCCAGCAGCACAUCACAUACCAAAAUCUCCCAACCAGCAUAGCGUGCUUGCUGCCUCAAGUUUACAGCAAGCCCAACAGCUGCAUCAGCAGCAGCAGCCAACACAGCACAAUGCCAUCAGUAGCCAUCAACCGAAUCUCAUGUCCGCCUCGAUGAACAGCGUUCAGCUGCAGAACCACAUCCACGUUAAUCAGCCAUCGGCAGCAGUAAUGGCAACUAUUACACCUCAGCAUCAACAGCAGCAGCAACAACAACAACAACAACAGCAGCUACCCCCGGCGCACGGAAUGUCCAACUCGAUGCACAGCCAAAUCGGACUCCCUCAACCACAGGCCGGUGUAUCUGGAGGGUUCGAUAGUAAUGGGGUUCCCAAUAGUUGGACAGGUGCGACCGGAGCUGCAUCGCUUUCUCCGUCUACCGCCUCGGCCCAGCGGAGAGCCGAAGUCAACGCCAAGCUUAAUGCAAUGCCAUGGUUCCACGGCCGGAUAAAGCGUGAGGAGGCAGAGAAUCUGCUGAAGCCCCGCGAGGAUGGUCUGUUUCUGGUGCGAGAGUCGACAAAUUUCCCGGGUGAUUACACGUUGUGCGUGUGCUUCAACGAGAAGGUCGAACACUACCGAAUUAAGUACGCCGAGAACAAGCUGACAAUCGACGAUGACGAGUACUUCGACAAUCUUGGCCAGCUGGUGGAGCACUACACUCUGGAUUCCGAUGGAUUGUGCACGAAACUGAUUAAAGCGUUACCCAAGGAGGAGUUCUGUGUAAAGGAUUUCCAGGAUAAUGGCUGGGAGAUCAAGAUGGAGGACCUGCAGAUGAAGGAAAACAUCGGCAAGGGUGAGUUUGGCGACGUGAUGCUAGGAAUACUCAAGGGCGAAAAGGUGGCAGUGAAAGUACUGAAAGAUGCUGGCCGAGCGUCCAACAAGUUCCUCGCAGAGGCAGGCGUUAUGACAACUCUCGAACACGAGAAUCUAGUGAAAUUCAUUGGACUGGUAUUCCAUGAUAAAUACAUUUAUCUGGUGACAGAGUACAUGAGCAAGGGAUCGCUGGUGGACUACCUUCGGUCCAGAGGGAGACAGCACAUUACGCGGAGGGAUCAAAUCAAUUUUGCGUUCGACACAUGCUCGGGAAUGGAAUAUCUGGAAACGAAAAAAGUGAUCCACAGGGAUCUAGCCGCUCGAAACGUGCUUAUAUCGGAGGAGUGCGUCGCCAAAGUUUCCGAUUUUGGGUUGGCACGAGACGAAAGGUACACGGCUGACAUCAGCAAAUUGCCCAUUAAGUGGACCGCACCAGAAGCGUUGAAGGAGGGGAAAUUCUCCAACAAAACAGACAUGUGGAGCUUCGGAAUACUGCUGUGGGAAAUCUACUCGUUCGGACGUGUGCCAUAUCCCAGAAUUCCCUUGGCCGACGUGGUCAAGCACGUUGGUAGCGGCUACAAAAUGGAGGCCCCCGAGGGCUGUCCGCCGGAGAUCUACGAAAUGAUGCGCCAGGCCUGGGAUCUCGUCCCCGAGAAGCGACCGACGUUCGCCGAGUUGAAGCGGCGGCUCGCCAUCUGCAAGCGGGAAACGGCCAACACUUACGUGACGUAGAGCGACUGUGUGGCUCUGAACGGUGGGACGCCGAAGGAUUGUGAUUCGCUCGAGUGCGACCAGGCGACAGCCCAGCAUGAAACGUAAAGCAAAACAAACAAAAUCGCCAUUACUACUUUUCGGAGCGCUUUCAACCAAAAUCGAGCAUACGACAAAAAUGAAGGAAGAAAGGAAGGAGCUUCGAUCGGGAAUCAAAAAGGUAGCGUUACUUUUUAGUUUGAUUUCUUAUUGAUGUUUGUUUGUUUUAUCGUUGGUCUCUUUGACGAGAAAGUUUCUAGCGGGAAAUAGUUUUAGAUAACUUCAUUUCGUCUUUUGUUCGGCCGCACUGCAAUUUAUGGUACGUCCAAUGAGUUUCUUUUGUUAAUUUUGAUACUAUGGUGUAUAUCUGUUAUUCCCCUUUAUCGAUUAGAUAACCUAGAUAAGGAAUACAAAGAGAGAAAUUGUACAUAGCUCGAAUGGGAAAUCCUAUCUAAUUAAUUCGAAUUAAGUUGAAUGGGGAGAAAGUUUGUAUUUAAAAAUAAUGAAUUAUACGAUCUGUAAAACGUUACUCAAGUAUAGAGGUAAUUGAUUGUUUAGUUACGAGGCGUAAACCUACGAAGCGAAACUAUGCAACAGUAAAGAGAAUAAAGAUUCUUUCAUGUACAGUGUCGAUUGGAGUAUUGAGAAAAUCAGAAAUGUAAAGUGUGUCAUCAGAGUAAAGUCACACUCACGAAAUAAUGUGAGACUAAAACCUGUAAGGUUCUAUGCUUGUUUUCUUUGAAGUAUUAUUAUUUAAUUGAGUUUAUAUUUAUUUCACACAACUAUUACACACUGGAAAGCACAACACGGAUACAACAUAAUGUGUAGCACAAAUAGUGUGGUUCUCAAAACGACUGGAAGACGGAUCGAAGGUCAAUAGUAUGACAGUAUCGGACAAUCAAAUUGCCAUAAUGUUUGAUUGAGAAUGUAACAUCUGUUACAGUUUAGUGGAGUCGCUAGGCUUGGAGAGUCGGAGAUCGAGCAACACUUUUCGCCAUUAAACUCGUAAUUUUCUGCGAACAAAUGUAGAGGGAAAUUUUUCUUCAAACCCGACAAUAUGGGACCACUUGUCAAUCGUGCCCGAUAAUCACGGAUGGUGGUCAAGUUUAAGCAAAAAAUUUUGGCCGAAUCUCGAGCAUACCCUGUGAUUUGGUUUAGUUGUUUCAUUUGUUUUCCCAAUCUCUGACUUACCGCGCGGCACAACAAAAAGCGUUAAGUUAAAAGUUGUGAUCAAUUGUCCAUUUUAGGUCAGAGACUUGCGCUUAUUGUUUCGAUGCUUCAUCGAUUUAUCGACAUGUUCAUGGCAUUUAUUUCAAUUUUGAGUUUCGACACGAUCGGCAACGAAUUCCAGCACUAGCGAUCGUCACUCACAUGUUUGCAUUUUUGUAUGUUUAUCCUUUCAUGCGUUCCAUUCUACAGUUCAAUCAAGCUUGAAUGUCGUUACUUUUUUAUAUUACGCUGAGUAAAACAAACCGUUAGGACAAACAGGAAAUCGGCAAAGUAAUCUAAUUAUGCGUGGAAAUGGAAACUAACCGAAAAAGAAUAAGAAUGUAAACAUGCAUAAUUAAUUAACGAUAUGAUAUUCAUAUUUGUAAUUUAUUACUAUUAUUGAAACGAAAGGGAAACUGCUGCGACAACAACUGUAAAAUAUAAACCACGCGACCGGAAAUGAAACAGAACCAGCAAAAAAAUAUGUUGUAGUGUUAGGGAAAGCGUUCACACACAACACAGCUACAAUCGCAGCUAUGGAGCUAGAAACAGUUGGAAAUUAAACAGUAAGUUUAGGAUUUAUUUAAGCUCUUCGAUCAGUCAUUUUUAUAAAUAUAUAUAAAACAUAUUAUUAGGAACAGAAUAACCACUGUAUGCAAUUGGUAUCUUCGUGAAUUGAAUCAACUAGGACAACAAACAAUAUAUAUUCGAUUGAUCGACGCUAGGUGUGUUUGGGUGAAAUAUUUGAGUGUGUAAAUUCGCGUGAGAGUAUAUGUGAAAUGUUUGUUUGAGUGCACAGUUUUAUAGAGGAAUUUUUAUUUGUUUUUAAUUAGGGAAAACAGAUGAAAGUUAUUUGUUUUAUAAUGAGUAAUUUUUUUGCUAUCAAUAAUAUUCUCCAACAUUACCAGAAAGUAGCAAUGAAGAUAAAGUUUGCUCUUCAGAACGAAAGGUAAGCCUCUGAUAAACUGCUUCUUUCGGUUAGACGUUCGAUACCCUCCAUACUUGUUGUUUUAUAUUAUUUUGUUUAGAGAUUAUUAUUGUUUUUUAAUAUAUUUAAUUCGACCAACAGGAAGGAAGGGCAAAAGAAAAGUGUCGCAAAUUUGUACAUAACUCUAAUCGAAAUCCUAUCCCGGAAACAAAUGAAACUAAUAAUGGAACGCUAACAUUUUACUCGAAUACACAUAUGAAACAAAAAUCGCAUAGAAUUAUAACAAAAAGUACUUAACUUUGGCUUAAAGAAGGAAAAAUAUACUGCAAAACAGCUGGAAAAAAAGCAAGUUUGAUAAAUGACCACAGCCUCUCGUUACCAUUCCUCAUAUAUUUCGACUACAGUUCGCUUCACCUUAGGAUUGCGCAGUGCUUGAACAAUUUGCGUUCCCAUUCGAUUUCUUUACAUUCAGUGAUGCCAAAACUAUAGGAGAACAACCAACUAAAAUAUAGGAAAAAAAUAACUAUAGCCAUGUUUUAGACGCAAUUGGCCACUCUCAUCAAAGAUAGACAGAAGAAAAACCAAUAUCAUUAGGAAAUGAAUCAGAGAAAUAUAGAAUUGUUUGUUGACCUCAGAGUAAUUGUCGGAAGUAAUGUGAUUCCCGUUUUAGCAGCAAUUUACUUCGCAUCAGAAAUCAGAGAAAAACAACAACAAGGGCUAGCUGAGACCCACAACCUUACCGGCAAAAAUAUCAAUGACGCAUACGACAGUUCAAAACAAGAAUCUUAUAUUAGACAGUCGAUUAUAGAGCAAUGAAUUAAUAUAUAAAGUUAUCUUAAAUUACCAUUCAAACAUGGUGAAGAUAAAAAACAAAAUAAUUUUGAGCUCAACAAUAUGAAACACAAAACUCAUACACUAAUAGAUGAGAACGAAAGAGAAAAAAAAGCGAGCGAGCGAGCGAGCGAGAGAAGGGUUGCGCAUAACAUUUUUUUUAUUUCAACCAAUGCUACUCGAACACUUCUUACACACAAAAAGCACGUGGAAGAAAACACUUUUACGUUGAACAGUGAAGAUGAAAUAAUAGGAGAAAUAAUUAUCCAAUGUUGAAGGGACAAAAUGAAAGUUAAAAAAAUAUCUUAACGAAAGCUAGGCGAAAAGGAGUUAAAGAAAAAGAAAGUAGAAUACAGCAAAAAAACAUCUACUAUUGAACUCAUGAUAAAAGUAUCAAAAACAACAAAAGCAGCUGUAGUGUUUUUAAAUAUAA